GUAUAUAUCCACAUACCUCAGCGUACAAGAGAGAGAUCCCAAAGCACACAGAUUUCUUGGACAAAUUUAUGAAGCUGAGGAUAACAUAGAAAAAGCUUUUGGGUGUUACAAGCGUUCUGUGGAGUUGAACCCAACGCAGAAAGAUCUUGUACUGAAGAUUGCGGAGUUGCUGUGCAAUAAUGACGUUACUGAUGGAAGAGCAAAAUACUGGGUUGAGAGGGCUGCUAAGCUCUUCCCUGGGAGUCCUGCUGUUUACAGGUUGAAGGAGCAGUUAUUGGAUUGUAAAGGUGAAGAUGGAUGGAAUCAGCUUUUUGACUUGAUUCAAGCAGAACUUUAUGCAAGACCAGAUGAUGUCUACAUAAACAUCAGACUAGUUGCCCUCUACCGUUCAAAUAAUAGAUUAAAAGAUGCUGUGCUCCAUUGUCAGGAGGCAGAGAAGAAAAUACCUUUGCAGACAAGCUUGGAGUGGUGUUCCUGUGUUGUAGAGACGUUUGAGGAAUAUCUGGAAUCUUUACAAGACUUGGAGUCUGAUAAAAAUAACUGGAGAACUAUCAAGAAAGAUCAUCUGCUGGCCUAUUCCAGCUUUGUCAAAAUGAUGCUUUCUUCUAGAGAUGUUCAGGAAUGCAGAGAGGCACUUGAAAGUUUUGAUCGUGCGCUCCAGUCAGUGAAACCGUAUGUGAACGGGGCUGAUGAGUUGUCUCGUACCUUUGUGGAAAUGAAAGGACAGCUGUACAUGCAUGCUGGAACUUUGCUACUGAAAAUGGCCCAACACAGUGAGGCACAGUGGAGAGUUGUGUGUGAACUAGCAGCAUUGUGUUAUCUAAUAAGUUUCCAGGUUCCUAAGCCAAAGUCAAAACUGAUAAAGGGGGACCAAACUGGUCAAGAUGCACUAGAAAUGUUGGCCUGCGAUCGGAAAAGCCAGUCUGGUCAUAUGUUACUGAAUUUAAGCCAUGGCAAGCAAGACUUCUUUAAAGAGAUUGUGGAAUCUUUUGCAAACAAGAGUGGUUCGUUUACUUUGUUUGAUGGCCUCUUUGAGAGUGGAGCUUCUAGAGAAAGGUCUUUUAUUGGAACAGACGAUAUUGGAAAUGUCAGUGCACAAGCACCAGUGCAAAUGGAACUUAAUAAAUAUGAUAUUGGUGCUGUUCGAAUGCACAACGGCAGCCUCCAGCACCUGGUGUGGCUCGGCCUGCAGUGGAACUCUAUGUCAGUCUUACCCCCAAUGCGCAAAUGGUUAAAACAGCUUUUUCACUUGCCUCAAGAAACGUCGAGACUUGAGACAGAUGCUCCUGAAUCUAUUUGCCUAUUGGACCUUGAAGUAUUUCUACUUGGUGUGGUAUUCACUAGCAACUUACAAUUGCAAGAGAAGUUUAAUUCUCACUAUGGAGCACAUCAGCCUCAAUUCUUACCAUUGCCAGUGUGCAAACAGCUCUAUACCGAAAAGCAAAGGUCCUGGUGGGAUGCCGUCCGUACUAUUAUUCAGAGAAAAACAACACCAGGAACAGCAGCAAAACUGAGGCUUGUCGUGCAGCACGGAAUAAGUACUCUGCGGACACUGGAGAAGCAUGGCCUUCAACCUGCUUUAAUUAUCCACUGGGCAAAAAGCCUGCAAAAAACAGGCGUUAGUCUUAACUCCUUCUAUGACCAGAAGGAAUACAUUGGACGAAGUGUCUACUACUGGAAGAAAGUCUUGCCUAUGCUGGAAACUAUUAAAAGGAAGAGGGGUAUUCCUGAACCUACUGAUCCUCUCUUCAAACACUUCCAUAGUGUAGACAUUCAGGUCUUUCAGGUUGCAGCGUAUGAAGAAGAGGCACGUAUAGCAUUUGCAAUGUUGGAUGCAGUUGAUGGCAAAACUGAUGACGCUUUAGUAGCAUUUGAAGCUAUUAAGAAUGUGGUUUCAUACUGGAAUCUUGCUGUGAUUUUCCAAAGAAAAGCAGAAGAGAUUGAAAAUGAUGCCAUGCUGCCGGAAGAACAAGAAGAACACAAAACCUAUCUUCUUAAAAGCAAGCAUUAUCUAAUGAAGAUCAUUGAGGAAAGCUCCUCAGAUAUGUCAGUAACUGAGAAACUGCCAGUGUCUAUUGAAACAGUGAGGGAAAUGCUAGAUACAGUGAUCCAGGAACUUGGUGAGAAUGGUGAAGAGGGAAGUCCUGCCUUCAGAAAUGGUUUGUCACGAGCUGUAGAUUCAGAGAUGAAACAUUCCACUCCAUCACCAACUAAGUUCUCUCUUUCGCCAACUAAGAGCUACAAGUUUUCUCCUAAAACUCCUCCUCAGUGGGCAGAAGAUCACAGAUGUAUACUUGAAAUGAUCUGUCAGCAAGUGGAAGCUUUAAAGAAUGAAAUGCAAGAAAUGAAACUUAAUAAUUCCAACUCAAAUGCAUCAUCUCAUCGGUGGCCUGCUGAAAGCUAUGGAACAAAUACAAUGUCAGAGAGUUAUCAGAGAGCACAGAAUCUUCAUNGCUGUUCCUUUUUAGUUGCCACCACUGGCCCAUCUGUUUACUACAGCCAGUCACCUGCCUAUAACUCUCAGUAUCUUCUCAGAACUGCCGCAACCAAUGUGACACCAACAAAGGCUCCUGUCUAUGGCAUGAACCGACUUGCACCUCAGCAGCAUAUAUAUGCUUAUCAACAACCUAUGCAUACACCACCUCUGCAAAACACUUCUGCUUGUAUGUUUUCCCAAGAAAUAUAUGGCACGCCUCUGCGUUUCGAUUCUCCUGCUACUGGACUCAUUUCUCCUCGUGGGGGUGACGAUUACUACAAUUACAGUGUCCCACCAGCAAGCACAAAUCCACCGUUGCCUGAACCAGGUUAUUUCACAAAGCCUUCAGUUGCACCACCGGCUUUAAAGCCUGCAGAAUCAAAAGUCAUAGAAUUUCCAAAAUCUAAAUUUGGACAGCCAGGAGCAGCAGAAGGAUCGAAAACAUCUCUACCAGCACCGUCAAGUCAGCCAACAACUUUUAAAUUCAACACUAACUUCAAGUCUAACGAUGGCGACUUCACCUUUUCUUCUCUUCAGGUUGCAACACAGCCUGCUAAUGCAGCUUUUAAUAGUGGCGAAAGCCUCUUGGGUCUUCUGACGUCUGAUAAACCUUUACAGGAUGAUAGAUACAUUGAGCAAAAACCAGCUAACGAUCACACAAAUAGUCAAAGAAAUGUCUUCAAUUUUAGCAAUAAACAUAUUUCAGGCAUCUCUUUUAGAGAAAGCAUGGGACAAAAUACACACAAAAACCUGAAUUUUGAAAAGAGCGAUGUGUGUGGUGUCCAGGAACCAAGCAAGCCUAUAUUUAUGACUUCAAAUUCAGAUUUGGCCAAUAGAAGUCAUGAAACAGAGGGCGGAAGCACCCAUGGUGGAGAUGAGGAUGAUGAUGGUCCUCAUUUCGAUCCUGUGGUGCCACUCCCUGACAAGAUUGAAGUAAAGACAGGUGAGGAAGAUGAAGAAGAAUUCUUCUGCAACAGAGCCAAGCUCUUCCGUUUUGAUGCAGAAUCUAAAGAGUGGAAAGAAAGGGGUAUUGGAAAUGUGAAAAUACUGAAACAUAAAGUAUCUGGGAAAUUUCGUCUCUUAAUGAGACGGGACCAAGUGCUGAAGAUCUGUGCAAAUCACUACAUAAAUACUGAUAUGAAGUUAACUCCAAAUGCUGGAUCAGAUAAGUCAUUUGUAUGGCAUGCUUUAGAUUAUGCAGAUGAGUUGCCAAAACCAGAACAGCUUGCAAUUAGAUUUAAAACACCUGAGGAAGCAAUGCUUUUCAAAAGUAAGUUUGAGGAGUCACAGAGUAUUUUAAAAACCUUGGGAUCAAAUGUUGACACAUCCGUGACUCAGAGUAGUGGGGCUGCAAGAGAAGCAACAAGUCAGGACAUCAAGGAGCCUGCCAGAUCCAUUGCUGGGACCCUGAACUUUGGCUUUCAGUUCCCAAAAGAUGGGGUGAGCAGUGAAUCCGAUAGCAAAGGCAGCCUUACUGCUCCAUCAACUGCGUCUGGCCCUACCGCUUUCUCAUUUGGAAAGGAAACCCCGCAAACCUAUUCUUCUGGUGGGUUUGGGCAGCAUCUCUUGAAGAAGGACCAAUGGGAGUGUAAAGUAUGUUUAGUUCCAAAUGAAACAACUGCAAAGAAUUGUGUAUCCUGUCAAAGUCCAAAUCCAGAUAUGUGGGAAACACAUGGCACCCCAUUAACUGACUCUGCUGCAAGUUUCAAAGCCAGUAGUAACACUGUGCAGGACAAAGUUGGAUCUGCAUUUGCUAAAAAGGAAGGUCGGUGGGACUGCUCUGUGUGCCUAGUCCAAAAUGAAGCAAAAGAUACGAACUGUCGUUCUUGUCAGAACCCUAACUCACAGAGUCAGCCAGAUGUACCUGUGCCUGCUGUUCAGGCAUCCCCUGCUCCCAGGUUUGGUUCCGUUGCUGAGGCAAGUAAGCCGCAGAAAAAUGGAUUUGAAGGCCUUUUUGCUAAAAAGGAAGGGCAGUGGGAUUGUAGUACUUGUCUUGUGAGGAAUGAAGGUUCUUCACCAGCCUGUGUGGCCUGCCAAACACCAAAUCCAUCUGGUAAGCCUGCUGGUGAUGCUUCAUCAACUCCUGCUUUUGGCUUAAAAAGUAAAUUGUCUGAACCUGCUGGAGGACAGUUGGGAACAGGCUUUAAGUGUGAUUUCUUAGAAAAGGGCUUUAAGUUUGGUCAUGCUGAGCAAGGCAAGACACCAUCAUUUACAUUUCAGAUUCCUUCUGAUACUGAAGCAAAGUCUGUAAAGGAAGGAUUUAGCUUUUCAAUGCCAGUGCCUGCAGGUGGAUUUAAAUUUGGGAUACAAGAGCCUAGUAAAAAUACCACUAAGAAAGAUGAGCCAUCCAAAGAGUGUCCAACUGACUCCUUAAAAAGCACUGGUGAAAAAGACAAAAAGGAGCUGCCUUCAGAUAGCGGAAUUGCAUUCCAAAUUCAAGAAACUGCAAACAAGGAGAAAGGCGACUUUGUUUUUGGGCAGAACAGCAGCACGUUUACUUUUGCUGAGCUUGCAAAAAGUACUCCUGGGGAAAGUUUUCAAUUUGGCAAAAAAGACCCCAACUUCAAAGGCUUUUCAGGUGCAGGUGAAAAGCUGUUUUCUUCACAGGUUUCUAAAACGGAUCACAAAGCAAACACAUCUGCUGACCUUGGUGAGAAGGAUGAUGACGUGUAUAAGACAGAGGACAGUGAUGAUAUCCAUUUUGAACCUAUCGUUCAGAUGCCUGAGAAAGUAGAACCGUUUACAGGAGAGGAAGAUGAGAAAGUUUUAUACUCCCAAAGAGUAAAGCUGUUCAGGUUCGAUCCAGAAACAAGCCAGUGGAAGGAACGCGGGGUAGGCAACCUGAAGAUUCUUAAAAAUGAAGUUAAUGGCAAAGUAAGAAUAUUAAUGCGGCGCGAGCAGGUCCUGAAAGUGUGUGCAAAUCACUGGAUAACAACAACAAUGAACUUGAAACAGCUGUCUGGCUCGGACAAAGCAUGGAUGUGGAUGGCCAAUGACUUCUCUGAUGGUGAUGCGAAGUUGGAACAACUGGCAGCAAAAUUCAAGACACCAGAGCAGGCUGAGGAGUUCAAACAGAAGUUUGAAGAAUGUCAGAGGCUGCUACUAGAUAUACCACUGCAGACACCCCAUAAACUUGUUGAUACAGGUAGAACAGCUCAGCUUAUACAGAAAGCAGAAGAAAUGAAAUGUGGCUUAAAAGAUCUGAAAACGUUUCUGACGGAUGACAAAGCUAAACUGUCAGAAGAGGAAAAUGUAAGCUCUGUUUGUGCCAGCAGCACUUCUGAUCUGGUUAUAAAGCCACAUGCUGAAAGUACUGGACCUACUCUGGAGUGGGAUAACUAUGACUUGCGUGAAGAAGCACUGGAUGAUAGUGUAAGUAGUUCAGUUUAUGCAUCGCCUCUUGCAAGUAGCCCUGUAAGGAAAAAUCUGUUCAGAUUUGGAGAAUCUACCACAGGUUUUAGUUUCAGCUUUAAAUCUGCAUUGAGCCCAUCCAAAUCUCCUGCCAAACAGAACCAGAGUAGAACAUCAGUAGGCACAGAUGAAGAUUCUGAUGUUACUCAAGAAGAAGAGAGAGAUGGGCAGUACUUUGAACCUGUGGUACCUCUUCCUGACCUCGUGGAAGUGACUAGCGGUGAGGAAAAUGAGCAGGUUGUCUUCAGUCACAGAGCUAAGCUCUACAGAUACGACAAAGAUGCUAAUCAGUGGAAAGAGAGAGGUAUUGGGGAUAUCAAGAUACUACAGAACUACGACAACAAACAAGUGCGUAUAGUAAUGAGAAGGGACCAGGUACUAAAACUCUGUGCCAAUCACAGAAUAACACCAGAUAUGAAUAUGCAACAGAUGAAAGGAUCUGAUAGAGCAUGGGUGUGGACUGCCUGUGACUUUGCAGAUGGGGAAAGGAAAGUAGAACUUCUGGCUGUGCGAUUCAAGCUGCAAGAUGUUGCAGACUCAUUUAAGCAGAUUUUUGAUGAAGCAAAGCAAGCCCAAGAGAGAGAGACACUGAUAACACCUCUUUCUUCUCGCGCCAACACACCGAAGGAGUCUCCGUGUGGUAAAAAUGCUGUAGCUGUACUAGAAGAAACUACCAGAGAAAGAACUGACCUUAGCCAUGGUGAUGAUGCUUCUGAUGUAACUGUAGAGGUCACAGAUGUGUCAAACACUUCUGAAACACCAACAAAAACAGUGGUUUCUCCUCCGAAGUUUGUAUUUGGAUCUGAAUCUGUCAAGAGCAUUUUUAGUAAUGAAAAGUCAAAGACCUUCACGUUUGGAAAUACUUCAGCCACUGGUUCUCUCUUUGGCUUCAGCUUCAAUCCUCCAAGAAAGAGUGAAGACCAUCCUCCAGUGUCUCAGAACACAGUGGAGAAAGAACUGGAAGUCUCUGAACCACCAAAAAUCUCUAGUGCACCUCAGAAGCCUCUAGACAGCAAGGUAGACAACUUGCCUACUUCAGCACAAGAUGGACCCUCUAACUUCUCAUUUAAAAUUCUAGAAAAAGGAUUUAAUUUUAGCCUUUUUAAAUCUAAUCCAAUGGCCUUUUGGACAAGCACAUCUUCCUUGCAACCUGAUAGUAAAGCUGAGAAGACGACAAUGUCAGAAGAUGAUCUUCCGUCUGAUGAGGUUAUAAUAGUUUACGAGUUAACACCUACCCCUGAACAGAGAGCUCUCGCUGGCUUUCUCAAGCUACCUUCAACAUUCUUCUGUUACAAGAAUAAGCCUGGAUAUGUGAGUGACGAGGAUGAUGAUGAAGACUAUGAAACAGCUGUUAAGAAACUUAAUGGUAGACUGUAUCCCAGUGAUUCAGAAGAGAAAAAGAAAUUGCAAGAUCCUUCAAAAGUAGGCAUCAUAGGAAAAUGUGAAUUCGACAGUGAAAGAGAGUGUGAUACUGCUUGUGAAAAGCAGACAACUCUUGAGGAGAAGGCUAAAGCAGAAACUCUGCAGGUUCCGUCUGCAUCUGUCUGUGGUGCCAGCAGUGAUACUGAGGAUGACAGUCCAGAUGAUGUUCAGACAGAAAUUAAAAUUCAAGAAACACAAGAGAAUGAGGUUACAAGUUCAACUGACCUAGCCUCCACCAGUAAGGAAGAAGUAUCUGCUUCGUCAACUGGUGAGGUGACAGUAUUUGUCCAGUCAGCUAUCAACAACGAAGAACCAGAUUCCACCACAAAAACUGUGCACGUGUCGCAGACUUCAGCAGCAGUUGAUGACAAACCUGUAGACUUGUCAGCUAAAAAAAGUGAUUCAGACUGUUCACAGUCAACACAAGAAAACAGCAUCAUCUCAUUUGGUUUUGGCAAUACUGCAGGAUUGUCAUUUGCAGAUCUGGCUUCCAAAAACUCAGGAGACUUUGCUUUUGGCUCAAAAGAUAAAAACUUCAAAUGGGCGAAUACAGGAGCAGCUGUGUUUGGAGAGACAGUGCGUAAAGCAGAGGAAGAUGAAGGUGGUAGCGAUGAUGAGGUGGUACAUAGUGAUGAUAUCCACUUUGAGCCAAUUGUGUCCUUACCAGAGGUAGAGGUAAAAUCUGGAGAAGAAGAUGAAGAAAUUCUCUUCAAAGAGAGGGCAAAACUUUACAGAUGGGACAGAGAUGCUACUCAGUGGAAGGAGCGUGGUGUUGGAGAGAUAAAGAUCCUCUUCCAUACGCAAAAGAAAUACUAUAGAGUCCUAAUGAGAAGGGACCAAGUUCUUAAAGUCUGUGCAAACCAUGUCAUCACCAAAGAAAUGAACUUGGUGCCCUCUGAUACAUCAAACAACGCUUUAAUUUGGACAGCCAUAGAUUAUGCUGAUGGUGAAGUAAAAGUAGAACAACUUGCAGUCAGGUUUAAAAGCCAAGAAAUGGCUAAUUCUUUCAAGAAGAGGUUUGAAGAAUGCCAGAUGAACUUGUCAGAACUACAGAAGGGACACUUGUCUCUGGCAGCAGGACUGUCAAAAGAUACCAACCCCAUUGUGUAUUUUGAAGUUUCUGCUGACGAUGAACCUUUGGGACACAUAACCAUGGAGCUGUUUUCAAAUAUCGUCCCUCGAACUGCUGAAAAUUUCAGGGCCUUGUGCACAGGAGAGAAAGGAUUUGGAUUCAAGAACUCCAGCUUUCACAGAAUAGUCACUGGCUUUGUGUGUCAGGGAGGUGAUAUAACAAACCAUGAUGGAACAGGGGGCCGGUCAAUUUAUGGAACAGCGUUUGAAGAUGAGAAUUUUGAAGUGAAACACACUGGUCCUGGACUGUUGUCAAUGGCAAAUAAGGGCAGGGAUACAAAUAAUUCUCAGUUCUUCAUAACACUUAAAAAAGCUGAACACUUGGACUUCAAGCAUGUGGUAUUUGGGUUUGUGAAAGAUGGAAUGGAUGUUGUGAAAAAGAUUGAAUCCUUUGGUUCUCCUAAAGGGCUAGUACAUGGAAGAAUUGUCAUUACAGACUGUGGGCAAAUAUAGAAUUAUUGCUUUGAGCAUACAGAUGUUCUAGGAGUAUAAAUCAGUAUUUAGAUGUUAUUGACUAAUUAUUUCAACUUCUUAAAAUGGACACUUCUGAUGUAUAAAUGUAAAAUUACAACUUAUAGUUGGGUUUUUUAUGUGUUCUAAUUGAUUUUUUUGCAUGUUAAAUAAGUUCAGACACUGGCAUAUUUCAGGUGUAUUUGUGUUAUCCUGACCUAUUUGUAUUAAAUGUCAAAUUUUAAAAAUUAAAUCUUAGUCUUGUUAAAAUAAA
Molecule: messenger RNA, 9164 nt
Organism: Antrostomus carolinensis (chuck-will's-widow)
Lineage: Eukaryota; Metazoa; Chordata; Aves; Caprimulgiformes; Caprimulgidae
Product: E3 SUMO-protein ligase RanBP2
Exons: 29
Biological process (GO): NLS-bearing protein import into nucleus; protein folding; protein peptidyl-prolyl isomerization
Cellular component (GO): cytoplasm; nuclear pore
Molecular function (GO): GTPase activator activity; protein binding; peptidyl-prolyl cis-trans isomerase activity
Source: RefSeq, a predicted model, not a curated record